AUGGCUUCUUCAUUAAAAGGCAUCAAAGUCAUUGAAUUGGCUGGUCUAGCUCCAGGCCCAUUCGCUGGUCUCCUCUUAGCCGACUAUGGCGCCUCUGUACUCCGCAUAGACAGACCAGGAAGCGUGAACGCAGACCAGCUAACAAGAAACAAAACAUCAAUCACACUCGACCUGCGCGAUGAAAACUCACGGAGCGUGCUCAUCCGCCUGCUCACCGCAGCAGAUGUGCUAAUCGACCCAUUCCGGCCAGGCGUUCUCGAGCGCCUCGGUCUCUCUCCGACAGAAGUUCUCCUGAAGCACAAUCCGCGAUUGAUAGUCGCACGCAUGACGGGCUUCCGGCGAGAUGGAAAGUACAAAGAUAUGGCGGGCCACGACAUAAACUACAUCGCUGUGUCGGGCGUACUAUCAAUGCUCGGACGCGCCGGCGAAAAGCCCUACGCACCAGGAAACAUCCUAGGAGACUUCGCUGGUGGCGGAGCCAUCUGCUUCCAGGGUGUUCUGCUAGCACUCAUCUCCCGCUCGCACACUGGCCGAGGGCAAGUGGUCGAAGCCAACAUGGUCGACGGCUCAGCCUACCUAGCAACAUUCCCCCGACUUGCGCGUCAGACUCCAGCCUGGGGCGAGCCGCGAGGCCAGAACCUGCUGGAUAGUGGGUGCCCCUACUAUGAUACAUACGAGACCAAAGAUGCCGGAAAAUAUUUCGCAGUCGGGGCAUUGGAGCCACAGUUUUACGCGGCGCUGCUGCGUGGACUAAAUCUCGAUCCGAAGAAGACUCCUAAGCGUGAAGAUCGUGCUAAUUGGCCUGCCCUACGGGAUAUAUUCACUCGUCGGUUCAAGGACAAGACUCGCGCUGAGUGGGAGGAUAUCUUCGACGGUACGGAUGCCUGUGCAACUCCCGUGCUGGAGCAGGAUGAACUCGAAGCAUCAGGCUACGAGCAGCGCCCCAUUGUCCACCUGGCGAGCACGCCUGCAGCCCCGAUCCAAGCCGAUCAGGGUGGUUGGAGCGGCGGGGUUCUUGUACCCGGUGAUGGAGGCGCGGAGACUCUUAGGGUGUGGAUGGGGUGGGAGCAAGACAAGGACUUCACCCCAAGCAAGAAAGUAAUCUCGCCCUUGAGCGUUCCAGUUCGAGCCAGUCUACACCAGCUCUAUGCCCUGCUUGGACCCCCUGAGUGGCAGGAGAUUACCAAAACCUUGACCUUGAUUUCGCCCGGCAUUUCGGAUGCUAGCUCUCGCUCACGUGGUGCGCCCAUUACAGGGACGGCUAACUACCUGGCUGCCAACCCUGCGACCUGGGAGAAGACGUGGGCACUGUGGACCGGUAUUGUCGCCAAUGUGCCUGGCUGCACUGGUGUUACGGGCGGGUGGAUGGUGGAGCCGGUUGAUGGCUACAGCCCCUGCUUUGUAACUGUAUUGACCCAGCCUCAGUGUGGCUUUGCUGAGUACUCCACCCGCCAAACUGGGUUGGAAGGUACUUUGUCCGUCGUGUUCCGUAUCGACCAAUCAUUCUGCCCAACCAAGGAACGGCCGGUCAAAGUCCUCUUCUCUCCCCGACCUAACUCUCCUCCCCUUAAGGUCCAACUGCCCAUACUCUGA
Molecule: messenger RNA, 1593 nt
Organism: Penicillium arizonense
Lineage: Eukaryota; Fungi; Ascomycota; Eurotiomycetes; Eurotiales; Aspergillaceae
Product: CaiB/BaiF CoA transferase family protein
Exons: 5
Coding region: 1-1593 (530 amino acids)
Molecular function (GO): catalytic activity
Source: RefSeq, a predicted model, not a curated record